Messenger RNA from Oryzias latipes (Japanese medaka), 2546 nucleotides. Lineage: Eukaryota; Metazoa; Chordata; Actinopteri; Beloniformes; Adrianichthyidae. The record is from RefSeq and is a predicted model, not a curated record.
UCCUGAUUCACAACAAUUAUCAGACAUUCUCCGAAGUUUCAAGCUUAAUAUGUCCUCCUUCGUCAGAAAAAUGCAACCAAGAACACCAUUUACAUCAGAGUGGGUCUUCAAGAUUUAUGUCAAUGAAAUCUAAAGAUGGAUAAACAGUAACGACAGCGGGGGUGUCGAUGAGUUUGGCCGCUGUGUUACAUUAGACGGGUGGUUAUCGAUCGCGCUCUGCUGCAGGAAGGCCACCAGCUUUCCGGGAGAGAGCUGGAAAUGUGAGCUCUUCGUCCUUUCUUUGCCCUCACAUCCUUUUCAUCCUGGCUUUUGCUCCUGCACUUUUUGCACCCCCCCACCCCACCCUAUCCCAUUUGCAAUGUGUCCCCUCUCUCCAUGUGCAUCCUGCCUUCAGAAAGCUGGCCCGUGUAGAGGAGCAUGGCUGCAGCAGAGAGAAGAAUGCACGAGCUGAAAAAUAUUAACGUUGGAGCCACGCUGGUCAUUAGAAAAGAUGGUUUGAGCUGGUUUUCCGGACACAAAAUCGCCAGAAGGGAGGCGGAGCCUUGUUGGUUGAAGUCCUCAGGUGAGACGGUGCAAACCGAAGAGGGGGAGCAACAAACACUCAGCUGCGCCCUCAUUCUUCAUCCCGACAAAAGAAACGUAAAUAGGAGGCCGUGGAGACAUACGGAUCAAACACAGUGCUCCUGCUUUCCGUCAUCUUCUCACCGUGGUUCUCAGAAAAAGCAGAUCCAAGAAUCAGUGUUUGCUUUUCCAGAUCCAGUUCUCCCAGAAUCCCCAGAAACUCAGAAAGGACACUUUUUAAGUGUUAAAAACGUUUCCAGUGUGGUUCCCAACAACUUGAAUGUGUCAAACACACAAAACUCCAUGAAUAAGAAUAUAAUUAAUGGGUGCAUCAUUUUAUGUGAUGACUGGGAAGUUUUUCAGGAUUGGAGGAAAUUCACUGGACACCAAUGGACCAUGGAUAACAUGUUUGUAUCAACUCUAAAGCCCUCCAUCAUCCAAAAGUCUUUAAGCCCUAUUACUGAAGAUGCUGCCAAUGGAAAUUUAAUAAACCUUAGAAGUCAUCUGCAAAUCUGUCCAAAUUCCAAUGAUCCAGACGAGUCAGUAGAGCAAGAUGGAAACAUAAAACGGAAGAAAAGCGUGUCCUUCGAUGAAGACGUCACUGUGUACCUGUUUGAUCAGGAGACUCCAACAGUGGAGCUUCACUCUGGGUCCGACCCGUUUCUGCCAUGCAGCUGUUUUCAUCAGAUGCAGACAGUUGAGGAAGACUCUGGUUGGGAGUGGGAAGAUGACUUUCAGGCGUUGGAGAACACCCCUUAUUUUCAGACUGCUAUGGACCCUCACUCUGUCUCCCUGCCAUCCCUGGAUUGGACUUCCCCGUCCAGGCCGAAGAACCGGUCUGUGUCCCACACCUGCCUGGUCCUGACCUAUGUCACUGAGUCAGACCUUGAGCUGUGAGGCAAAAGGUUAAUUCAAGCUGAGGUCCUUCAAAGGGAGCAGCAGGAUGAAAUGCAAAAGAAAGGCAGGGAAACCCUCCAGGAGGCCCUGGUCCGACCCGGAGCCAGAACUUGAACCAGACACAGAGCCAGGCUCCAGUGAACAGGAAGGCUCCGAAGCCUCGGUCCGGAUCGGUGACUCCUGGAGGGGAUCUUUGAGGAGCAGGGAGGGGAGACGUCAGGGUGGAGUGGGUGGAGGCCGCCGGCGCAGACAACACGGCUCCAGCACCAAAGAGCGCAGCAUCAGACGGCUGGAGAGUAACGAGCGGGAGCGCCAGCGCAUGCACAAACUCAACAACGCCUUCCAGGCCCUGCGGGAGGCCAUCCCACACGUCAAGACGGACAAGAAGCUGUCCAAGAUCGAGACUCUGACCUUGGCUAAGAAUUACAUCAAAGCUCUAACCACCAUCAUCCUGGACAUGUCGGGGGCCUGCCUGCCUGCAGGCGGGGUCCCCUCAGAGGCCAGCACUGCCAAACUGCUUCAGUGCUACCAACAGCACCUGGAGGAGGAGGGCGAGGAUGGUCUCACCCAGUACCUCACACAGAUGCACAGCUUCAGCCAGGAGAAGUAGGAUGAAAACUGUCAGACGGAGGUCAGAAGAAUCCCUGUCUCUGGAUUUGGACUGGAUUCUGUUCCCCUCCUGGAUACGGGACAAAAUGCUUGAAUGUAAGUGUGGUUUUGAUGAUCGUUGGCCUAAAGACUGCAGUGAAGUGGACCAGCAUUAAGUGCAUUCAGAACCGAAAAGGCUCAUCUUCAGUGACGUUUCUCUGUGGGUUCAGGCGAGCAGUGGCCUUCUUCCCUUUUGUGUUUACUUCUGAUUUAAAUUUUUUUGGUAAAGUGGCAGUUUGAAAGACAAGCAGCUAAUACUAAUGUGAAUAUAAUUGGCGAUUGCUUUAGCUCCUAAUCUAUAAAAUUGAAAUUUGCGUUUAAAGACCAAAGACGGCUUUUGAAGUGUGUGCCAUUCCUUUUGUUGUGUGGGCUCAUCUUGAAGCAGGAAAGUCGAGGAAAAAACACUUGAUUUAAUGUCAAUAAACACUUUUAGUUAUUAA